CUCAAGUUUCUCCUUUCCUUUGACGAUUUCUCAAGUUCCUCCUCUUCUUUGCUUCGUCUUUCAGUUUGCUGUAUGAUAUACAGUAAAGGAACACGUGUACGACACCUACGAUAUCGACAGUUGUGAAAAAACACAUUAAUGGAUAGUCGACAAUCAAAAAAAAGUUCUCGCUCGGUGACAGAAGCUGAUGAUAAGAAUGCCAAACACCGUAAAAUAGAUGUUCGGGUAGCAGCCACUGAGAAAGAAAAAAUAUUGUUGCAACGUCGCCUCAAAAAUCGUCAAACAAAAACUAAUCGCCUUCUUGCAAAUGCACAUCACGUAAAUCCCAUUGGAACAACAUCUAAAUUACAGGAUGAUCUCACUAUUGGAGCUUUUUGUUCUUCUUCAGAAUUAGUUAUUGAGCGUACAAUUUUUCCCUCAUUGGAUGUCUUUCAUAGCGAGAAAGAUGUGAUUCAUCCUUUCCAUGUUUUUGAAAAAGGCUCGACAUCGGGUACAGCAAAUGAUUUAUGUACUCCAAUCUUGGAUACAUCUACAACUAAAGCAUAUGCAGUUCAGAAGGAUAAAAACAUGCUUCAUCCAACCCCUGUUUCUGAAAAAGGUAGGGUUGUGAAUCCAUAACCAGGCUCAACAUCAGAAACUACAAAUGAAUCAUGUGCUUUAACCUCUAAAACAGUUACAACUAAAGGUUCGUAUCACCGUCACCCUUAGCUGGUUUUAUCAUUUUCUUGGUUUCUGUCUCUUAAAGAUAUUUGAAAUAUGCAGGCCAUCUAAGGAAUAAAAAAACUACAACUAAUAUUAAUCAACUACGUUCUAAUUAUGUUCUACUAAAAAAGGUUCCAAAUUGUAAAUUUUGUCACGCGAAAAAAUUUGAGUAUGAACCCCCUGGAUUUUGCUGUAGCAGUGGUACAGUGAAGUUACCCUCCCAUCAAAUGCCAGCUAAACUAAGAAAUUUAUAUAUGGGAAACAACGCAAAAUCCAAGCACUUUCAAACGUACAUCAGAACAUAUAAUAAUAUGUUUGCCUUUACGUCACUUGGUGUCAAUUAUGACAAAGAUUUAGCCAAGAGAAACCGUGGUAACUAUACAUUCAGAGUUCAAGGACAGAUGUAUCACUUGAUAGAUGAUUUAUAUCCCAAAGAAAGAGGGCCGAGAAAUUUGCAACUCUACUUUUAUGAUAAUGCAAAUGAGCUUGAAAAUAGAAUGGCUUGUUCAGAUAAAUUAAAUGAAUCAAUAGUGAACGAACUUAUGGACAUACUAAAAGAUAAUCCAUACUCAAUGUUUCUGCGAUCCUAAACAGACAUGUCGAACUUCCAAAACUUUCAUAUAGCACUAAAAUGUGACACUGGAUUGGAUCAACGUGUAUAUAAUGUGCCUACUACUACUGAAAUUGCAGCAAUAUGGGUUGAUGAAAAUGAUGGUUCUGCUAUUCAUACACCACAUCUUCAAAUUUAUACUCACAGUGACAAGACACAAAGAGUGAACUAUUAUUUUGGGUGUUAUGACCCUUUACAGUACCCGUUGUUAUUUCCACAUGGUCAAAGCGGGUGGCACUGUGGUAUUAAAAAGCUUCCCAAACCAGAAAACAUUCCUAGAAGUCGCACUCUUGAAUUUGAACAAUUGCCGAAUAUAAAAAAAUUCACCUCUGUUGAUGGAUAUCUUGAUAUGGAAGCUCAAAAUCUGCAAAAAAGAAAACGCAAAAGAGAUGUUGUUUCAGUUCGUGAAUACUAUUGUUACAAACUUCAGAUGAGGAACAAUGAUGAAGAUGAAAUUUUGCAUACCGGAAGGUUAUUCCAGCAGUAUUCGGUUGAUGAAUAUAUAAAAUUGGAGACACAAAGGUUGGACUUUGUUUCGUUCAAUCAAGAUUUGUUCAGAAUGGGUAUACUGCAAGGACUUCUUUGAUAUUCUAAGACUUGGCGAACGAGAUGCUUCCAAUGUUGGAAAACAAACAUUUUUGCCAAAUUCUUUCAUAGGAGGUCCUAGAGAUAUGCGUCAACGUUAUAUGGAUGCUAUUGCAUUGGUGCAACGUUUCAGAAAACCUGAUUUAUUUAUAACUAUGACAUGUAACCUAUCUUGGACAGAAAUAAAAGAACAACUAUGGUCAACUGACGAAGCACAAAAUAGGCCUGAUUUGAUUACUCGAGUGUUCAGAGCUAAAAUAGAAGAGCUGAAGACGGAUAUAUUAAAACGAAAUAUCUUUGGAAAAGUUGUUGCUUUUAUGUAUACUGUGGAGUUUCAGAAACGAGGUUUAUCCCAUGCUCAUAUUCUCAUUAUACUAGGUAAUAAGCACAAACUGUUGACAGCAGAAGCAUACGAUGAUAUAAUUAGAGCAGAAUUACCAGAUGGUAAGGCAGAACCAGAUUUGCGUAAGAUUGUCAUCAAGCAUAUGAUGCACGGUCCUUGCGGUAGUUUAGAUCCAACAAAUUCUUGCAUGAAAAAAAAGGGUUACUGCAAGUUCAAAUAUCCAAAAUGUUUACCGAUCAAACAUCGAAAGGAAAUGAUUCUUAUCCAGUUUACAGAAGACGAAAUACAGGGGAAGUUGUAAAAGUAAGAGAACAAUAUUUAGAUAACUCUUGGGUUGUUCCAUAUAAUCCUUAUUUACUUGGGAAAUUCAACUGUCACAUAAAUGUUGAAGUGUGCUCCGACAUCAAAGUCGUGAAAUAUCUCUACAAAUACAUUUGUAAAGGACAUGACAAAAUUGCAUUUUGUGUACAAAAUAACGAUACGGACAUAGAGAUAGAUGAGGUCAAAGAAUAUCGAUCUGCUAGAUGGGUAUCACCUCCGAAAGCUGUAUGGCGUCUCUUUGGUUUUCCUAUAAGCGAAAUGACUCCUAGCGUUUAUCGUCUUCAGCUACAUCUUGAAGGUCAACAAUUUGUUUCCUUUAAGAGCAACGCGGAUAUACAUACAAUUGUGAACAAUCCGAUGAUCCAAAAAACAAUGUUAACUGAAUUCUUCUACAUGAAUAACACCGACGAAGAUGCUAAAGAGCUCAACUUAUUGUACAAAGAAUUCCCUGAAUACUUCGUCUGAUCUUCCAGUGACAAAUUUUGGGCACGUAGACAAAAACGUUGUGCUGUUGGCCGUAUUGUGACAUGUCAUCCAACAGAAGGAGAACGAUAUUAUCUUAGAUUAUUACUAAUGCAUGUGCGAGGACCGAAGUCAUAUAAGGAUCUUUUGACAGUAAAUGGAGAGCCUUGUAGUACUUUCAGAGAGUCCGUAGAAAAAAGAGGAUUACUACACUGUGAUAAUAGCUUGAUAGAGUGUAUGUAUGAGGCCGCAAGUUACCAAAUGCCAUAUAGUUUAAGGCGUUUAUUUGCUACAUUAUUGGUGUAUUGUGGUCCCGCCAACCCCAGAAAAUUAUGGGAACAAUUUGAAGAAUCGAUGAUUGAUGACUAUAAAGUGUUACAAACUAUUGAAAGAAGAGAAAUUCGAUAUCAAGCUCUGAACCAUAUCAAUGACAUUUUACAUUCUAUGGGUCAUGAUGUAAAUGAGUAUGAACUUAUUCCAGAAACUAUCAGGCCUUCUACAGCAGCAAAAGAGGCAAAAGAGAUUCAUUUUGAAAGAUCUAUUAUUGUUAGCGAAGAUGACGUAUUACUGCAUUGGAAAUUAAACAAAAAUUAACUGAUUGCAUAUAAUGUGAUUACUGAAAGGAUAUUUUCGAAUAAACCAGGCGCAUUUUUUUGUAGAUGGUCCAGGAGGAACAGGGAAAACUUUUUUGUACCGUGCUUUAUUAGCAACUGUACGAUCCAUGGGAUAUAUAGCUUUGGCAACAACUACUUCUGGUGUUGCCGCUUUUAUUCUCCCGGGAGGACGUACUGCUCAUUCACGUUUCAAAAUUCCUAUUCACAUCAAUGAAAAUGCCAGUUGUAACAUUAGCAAAGAAAGCGCACUUGCAGGUUUAAUCCGAGAUGCAAAAUUGAUUGUAUGGGAUGAGAUAUCUAUGGCCAAAAAAAGAAUGUUGGAAGUUUUUGAUCUACUCUUAAAAGAUCUGAUGGAUACAAAUGCAUUAUUUGGCGGAAAAGUUGUUGUUUUAGGAGGUGACUUCAGACAAACUUUCCUGUUGUGCGCUAUGGAAAAAAAGAAGAUUUCAUCAACGGAAGUUUAUUAUAUUCUAGCAUUUGGAAUGAACUUGAAAAAUUAAAAUUAUUUGAGAAUAUGAGAGCAAAAACAGAUCCUGCAUUUUAUGAUUAUUUGUUAAGAAUUGGAAAUGGACAAGAACGAGUCAAUUCAGCAAGCAAGAUUGAAAUUCCAGAUUCUUUGAAUAUUCCUUACACAACCGAAAAAGAAUCUCUUGAUAAACUAUUCACAGCGACAUUCAAACUUGGAUUCGUUAUGCUCUAAUUCAUCCUGUACAGAUUCCCGUGUGAUCUUGACAACAAAAAAUGAUUUCGUCGAUGAAAUUAAUGACAUGUGAUGGAUAUAAAUUAUUCAUAUAUUUUAAUAUAAAAAUAUAAUAUUUUAAAUAUAAAACAUGACCAAUUUAUAUCCUAUUCUCGUGCUUUUCUAACAAUUCGUGCAGGAAAAAGAAUACAUGGAAAAAGAGAAAAAGAAAGAUCUACGGUUCAAGGAAGAAGGAUGCAUCCGUGACAACUUCAUCUAAGACUUUAUAAAAUCAAGAGAUACAAAAGUUAUGGCAAAUUCUCACCAAAAUUUCAUGACAAAUUGCCAUGUCAAUUUCUCAUCAAGGUCAUAUGAUAUAUUAAUAUUAUAUUGCAAUUUCUCACCAAGGCCUUGUAGGAAUUUUCCUGUAAAUAGCCAUAUGUUUUUAGAAGAAAGGGCAUCCCUCUUUGUAUCCAAUUUUCUAUCUAGUUUUUUUCUAAGUUUCUAAAGAGAAAGAGAAGAGUAAUCUUGGUCUCUUCCUCUAAUAUUUCUCUUUGUAGUAAAAAUAUUCUUAGUCUUUUGAAAGUAUUUUUUAGCUUUUCUUACUGCAUAAUGGAGUAAUUUCUUUUUGUUGGGAUAGUUGAUGAAGCUUGAUAUAAUUAUAAUACUAUCUCAGUUUCAAUACAUUCUUGGCUUGAAACUCUAUAUACAUUUCAU
This is a messenger RNA of Nicotiana attenuata, 5033 nucleotides long. RefSeq lists its product as uncharacterized. The record is from RefSeq and is a predicted model, not a curated record. NCBI's taxonomy places the organism in Eukaryota, Viridiplantae, Streptophyta, Magnoliopsida, Solanales, Solanaceae. Bases 139 to 618 code for a protein of 159 amino acids. The transcript is spliced from 5 exons.